Molecule: messenger RNA, 1661 nt
Organism: Cylas formicarius (sweet potato weevil)
Lineage: Eukaryota; Metazoa; Arthropoda; Insecta; Coleoptera; Brentidae
Gene: slbo
Product: CCAAT/enhancer-binding protein
Exons: 2
Coding region: 136-1185 (349 amino acids)
Biological process (GO): DNA-templated transcription; regulation of transcription by RNA polymerase II
Molecular function (GO): RNA polymerase II cis-regulatory region sequence-specific DNA binding; DNA-binding transcription factor activity, RNA polymerase II-specific
Source: RefSeq, a predicted model, not a curated record
GAGCGCACCGUAGUGUGGUACCCGAGCGGACGUCGAACGUAUCGCUAGUUGAACGCGUUCCGGUUGGAAAGUGCCGCGGCGGCAGCCGAAAAUAUUUUCGGCGUAGUGAAAGUGGACCCCGAGUGAAAGUCGAACAUGGAUUCGCCCCAAAUGUACGACAAUCAGCAGCACGGGCAGCAAAACGUGAUCGGGGCGGACGCGAAAAAGACCGUCAUCAUGAACAACAACAACAACAACAACAACCUCACCACCCUCAACAACAACACGGGCAACUCGAAGCAGACCGCCGCGCUGCUCAAGCAGCACCAGCUGCAGCAGUACCAGCAGCACGGCGAGCUGAGUGACCUGAACACCCCCGAGAUAUCGCUCGAUCUGCAGAAUCUGAUCGACGAUUCUCAGUUCGGCGACGGCCUCUUCACCGACAUCCUGCAGAGCCAACAGGGCAAGCACCUGCAGGGGCUGCACACGCGCCAAGCGAUGGGGGUGCAGAACAACAAUUAUCCGCGCACUACGCUCGCGUACAUGCCGCAACCGGUGCACAGCGGCGUCACCUACGGGAACCAAAACUCGAACAGUGACUCGAACAGUUCCGCCGGUAGCGACGUUCCUAGUAUUAAAGAGGAGCCGAUAGACCCGCAGGAGUUUCGGCGGCAAACGUCCUGCAACCUCCUGCCCAACGGGUACAUGGGGGGCGGGUACCCGUCGAACCCGGGCGCGACCUUCACCACACUCACUCCGAGCCCCGUGCUGCACCACCAGAUGAACGCGAUGAAGAGCAAAACGUCGCUGCUCAACCAGCACGUGACCCGCAAAAGCAUGAAGCCCUGUGAUAAGAACAGCGACGAGUACAGGAGACGGAGAGAGAGGAACAAUAUCGCGGUGAGGAAGAGCAGGGAGAAAGCGAAGGUGCGCACGAGAGAGACGGAAGAAAAGGUGAAGAUACUGAUGAAGGAGAACGAAAGGCUGCAGAAAAGGAUAGAGCUGCUUACCGAGGAGCUCAACGUGUUGAGGAGUUUGUUUUCGAACGUCGGGGUGCUCCCGGAACACGUCCACAGGGAGAUCAACAAGCACCUGGACACGUUCCAGCUCCAGCAGCAGCAACAGCAGCAGCAGCAGCAGCAGCAGCACAUGUCCGACGACGGUAGGCAAAGAAUGAUGGAUAUGGUGCACGACUACGGGCCAUAGCCGUUGGCGGAACCCUAGGGAAAUGUACGUUUAGAGCUUUAAAUUUUCGUGAAACGAAUGACGUGGAGAUCUCCGUUACAGCCGUACCAUGAAUUUAUUUAAUAUAUAUUUAUUGACGUGACGAGGAGGAAAGAAUUGACGGGUAUUACAAAUUACGUUGUAGAUUCCGCGACGAAAAUAAAAGUGCGAAUAUUUUAUAUACAUUAUAUAUAUAUAUUUUUCGACCGAUUGCAAUGAAAACGUACCUUUGUAUUUUUUAGGAUAUAUUUUUUAAAAAAAUAUAUCGUUGUUGUAUCUUAUAUAGUUUUUAUACGUAACGUAAGUUUCUCCAUGUAAAUGUAUGUAUAAUAUGUAUUUGUAUAAAUUUUAAUAUAUUUCCAAAGAAAUAGAUUUUUUUCUAACGAUGUACAUUGUCCGCCGCUUAGAUGAAAAAAAAAACGUUCUUGUUUUUAUUUAAUAAAUAUUUUUCGAUUUUA